AUGCACACCGCCAUAUUUGUGCAUUUGUGCAUGCCCGUUUUCCUGCGCUGCCUGCAAGGAACACCGUGGAGAGUAGCUGCUUCUAGUCGCUUCAACGCUUUUCUGUGUGGAGGUUCACAGCGGCAGACUUCUCCAACUGUUUCGCCUCGAGGUCUGCGAGUUUCUCGCAACAGAGCGCCUGCAGCGAAUGGCCUGCCGCCACUCCGCCAGCGUACAGCAGUCGACCGACAAGCAGCAGCAGAGGUAGAGGCGCGUGAUGAUGAAUCAGGCGGCGAACGCCUGCAUUUCCUUCGCGGCGAAAUUGGCGCGCAAGCGCUCGAAAGGAGACCCAAGGCACUGUUUUCAGCCUCUCAGAGAAAUCGGAAGAAGCCGACGGAAGAGACGAAGAAGACGAAGGAGUGA
Molecule: messenger RNA, 402 nt
Organism: Toxoplasma gondii ME49
Lineage: Eukaryota; Apicomplexa; Conoidasida; Eucoccidiorida; Sarcocystidae
Exons: 3
Coding region: 1-402 (133 amino acids)
Source: RefSeq, a predicted model, not a curated record